UAACAUAUAAUAAUGUUAAUAAAAACCUUAUUUUAAAUGCAGAACGAAAACCGAAGACGUAGGAUAAUGUAGUAAUUUGUUUACUUGUUACAUCAUUAGAAAUCGAUUUUACAGUAGAAGUUCGUGCGAUUUAUUGAGAAUCUCAAUGAAGAAACGAUUCAAUAUAACCGUAGAUAUAUCUAAAAAUAAGAUCAAAGUCGACGAGAAAAACGGUCAAGAAGUUUUCAAAAUGGAAAAAAAUAUGGACAAUUAUUACAAUGGAAAUAUGGCUCAACCCACCUAUCCACCGCCUUAUCCAUCGAUGUCACCACCCGUAGGUCUAUUUCAAGCACCCCCACCUUUUCCGACUCAAGCUGCCCCACCUGCUCCGCCUCAAGCUGCAUUUCAAAAUCCUACAGAACUCACAAUUGAAAAAAAUACAAUCAUUUUAAUGCAACAAAAUAAACUUAACGUUGGUAAAUAUCCCGUCAAGUUCACUUGCCCAAAUUGCAAACGAGAAGGUACCACAUUUGUUCAAAUGGAAAACGGAAGAUUUGCGUAUCUCGCAACAUUUGUUACAUGCCUGGUAUUUUUGCCUUUGUUUUUCGUUCCCCUCUGCAUCGACGCGACAAAGGACAUCAUUCAUACUUGUCCAUUUUGUCACGCAAUCGUCGGCGUUAAGAAACGGAUUUAAAACUUCGAACUCUGUGACAAUUGGAUAAAUUCAAUAUUUAAUAAUUUAAUAUUUUUUAGAUAUGCACUUUAACACUUAAAAGGGACGAUAAAUUCAUCUACAGACAAGAAUUAUCUAGAAAAACUUCAUAACGAGAGAGACGAUAUUAGAUAUUUGAAUGCCAUAUUUUAUCUAAUAUAUCCAAGUAAAGUUUUUAAUUAUUAUUUUUGAUUCUUUCUUCCUGUAUAUAUUAAUAGGACCUUAAUCAAAUCCCUAAUAGGGGAGGUCAAGUAACGGGAGACGGACCGCCCAUAAAAAAAUUCUUUGGGGUGCUUGCGCGGAUUUAAUUUCGGGUUCGCCAGACGGGUAGACUGACGUGGCCGAGUGGAUAAAACCUCUGAACACUGAUAGUUAGUUGUGAGUUGAUGGCUUCGCCAACGGGCAUGCCACGUGGAGUUUUCCGGGUUUUCUUCAUCUUAGUAACACCUGAAUAGGGAUCAGUUCCCAUAAAAGACUUCCCAGGAAGCAUCCCCCUUUGGCAGAUUGCCCGUGUGUCGCGUUGCCGUAUACGAACAAAAUCAAACUUCACCGCCCCGCUUGAAAUUACUUGGCCGAUGAGCCAAGUAAUUUCAACUAAAAUUUAAGAAAAAAAUAUUUGAAUAACUACUGAGCAUUUUAAUAUUAAAAAUAAAAUUUUUAUUGGAUAUAUUUUUCCUAUUCAUCCUGCAACCUUCAGAGAUUCGAUUUGAAUAUGAUUAUGGUCAAUUUGGAUCGGGGCAUUGCACCUAUCUCUUGUCUACGGUAAGGGAUCCCGUUUCUUAAACACUGUAAGCUGCUCAGAAAUCGACAAAACUGAGGAUGAUUGAUCUAUAGUGUAAUAGUAUACAGUAUUCUGCAUCGAUAAAUUCAAUUCAAUUUACAUUUUCUCGUGCCGACCAGUGGCCAAGCGAUCUUCGUA
This is a messenger RNA of Centruroides sculpturatus (bark scorpion), 1610 nucleotides long. RefSeq names its product lipopolysaccharide-induced tumor necrosis factor-alpha factor homolog. The record is from RefSeq and is a predicted model, not a curated record. Gene Ontology annotation, molecular function: zinc ion binding. Lineage: Eukaryota; Metazoa; Arthropoda; Arachnida; Scorpiones; Buthidae. Bases 146 to 673 code for a protein of 175 amino acids. The transcript is spliced from 4 exons.